CUAAUCAGCACUAUUGCAAUCCACCCUUGCGCAGCUCAGACGAACCACCAAGAUGCUGGAAUACUUUUCCUACAAAAAGUACAAAAAGUACAAAGAAGAGAAAGAGACCGCAGCAAAGGAGAAUCCAAAGAAGGACUCCAACGCAGCGAAGGAUGCAAGCAAGGAGGAGGCUAAAAAGGACGAAAACUACGACUCCUCCGCCUCGGAGCUCAUCCCUCCCCAAAAGGCCGUCCUCAAGCCCGAAGACGAGCGCUUCCUCGAGGAGCUCCUUGCCCAGAGCGACGAUGGCCCUCCGCCGCCGCUGCCCCCGCGCAUCUACACAUACGACGUAGACUGGCACUCAGACACCGAGGUCUCCGACGUUGAAUCAAAGAAGACCACCGAUGACGAGACAGACGAAGCAGGAAAGGCCAGAACCACAGGCGCAAAGGAAGACGAGGAUGUCAAGGCAAAGGAAAAGGCAGAAAAGAAGCCCAACAGGCUCUCCCUGCUCUUCACAAGAAACAAGAAGACAGCCGAGCCCGUCAAGGCCAGCACCACCCUCCAGCCCGACAACGCCGAAGCCGUGCUCCCCAAGGAAGUCGAGCGCGAAAAGAAGGACCUCAAGCGCGUCCUCGACCGCCUCAACCUCUCCGCGCGCAACAACAAGGCCGUAGCCCCAGCUUCCGCCUCCGCCUCCGAUGCAGACGUCGACUCGUCCGACCUUCUCCAGCGCUUCACCCAAGUCUUCCGCGACCUCGUCAGCGGCGUGCCCACCGCCUACGACGACCUGACCAAGCUCAUGGAGGACCGCGACGGCACCAUCAGCAAGCUCUUUGACAAGCUGCCCUCGUCGCUGAAGAAGCUCGUCACGCAGAUGCCCGACAAGCUGACGACGACGCUCGCGCCGGAGCUCCUCGCGGCGGCGGCCGAGUCGCAGGGCAUCAAGGUCGGCCAGGGCGGCAUGAAGGGCGCCGCCAAGAGGAUGCUCAUGGGCAAGAACCUGGCGAACCUCAUCAAGACGCCCGGGGCGAUUGUGGGGAUGCUGAGGGCGAUUGUCGAGGUGUUGAAGUCGAGGUGGCCGGCGUUUAUCGGCAUGAAUGUCAUUUGGAGCGUAGCCCUAAGCUUGCUCCUGUUGGUCCUCUGGUACUGCUACAAGCGCGGCCGCGAGGAGCGCAUUCUUCGUGAAGAAGCCGACGCUGGAGCUGAAGCCAGCAGCAGGCGUUACGAGGAGCUGAGUGAUGAUGAUGAGGAAGCCGGUCAGAACGACAAAACGGACACCCGGGCCACCGAGGCGGAGGAAGCCGCGGGCGCUAUCCCGGUCAUCAUCACUUCACCAGAGGGCGAAGUACUCGUGACGGAAGUGCCCAAAGACGCAACUACACCCGAUGUCGAGGCGCCGCCUUCAGAUGCUCCCGCAGAGCAAACUCGCUCCUAA
Trichoderma reesei QM6a is the source of this 1417-nucleotide messenger RNA. RefSeq lists its product as uncharacterized. The transcript is spliced from 2 exons. Bases 53 to 1417 code for a protein of 454 amino acids. The record is from RefSeq and is a predicted model, not a curated record. Lineage: Eukaryota; Fungi; Ascomycota; Sordariomycetes; Hypocreales; Hypocreaceae.